Messenger RNA from Rhododendron vialii, 1685 nucleotides. RefSeq names its product metal tolerance protein 4. The transcript is spliced from 7 exons. The record is from RefSeq and is a predicted model, not a curated record. NCBI's taxonomy places the organism in Eukaryota, Viridiplantae, Streptophyta, Magnoliopsida, Ericales, Ericaceae. Gene Ontology annotation, cellular component: membrane. Gene Ontology annotation, molecular function: manganese ion transmembrane transporter activity. The coding region runs from base 220 to 1413 and encodes 397 amino acids. Gene Ontology annotation, biological process: monoatomic cation transport; transmembrane transport.
CUACCGGCUACUUCAUUUGUGGGAUCCUUUCCGAAAAAGAAAUACUAAUCUCUUGUUGUGUUUCAUUUUUAAAUUUAUGAGUCGGUUAUUGAUUCUAUUUGCUAUGUUUUCAGUAGAUUGAAGGAGGCAGCAUUAUCUUUCUUCUUUCCUUUUGAGAGGGGCCGUGGAUUUGUGAGGGAAAAGUGUUUCUGUUUCUGUAUUUGAUUUGGGUCUCUGGAAAUGGAUUUGAAAUCUCCAUUGUUGCCAAAUGAAGGUCCGAAAAGUUACAGGAAACGGAGUUCGGUUGCUUCAAUCAAACGUGAUUUCUUCUCUAAAUUGCCGGAAAAGGUUCGGUCCGGCCUUGAUCCUGAGACCCCCUUCCAAAUUGACCUUUCUAAAAUCACUGGCUUAAUCGAAGGGGAGAAAGAAUACUAUGAGAGGCAAUUAGCCACCUUGAAAUCAUUCGAAGAAGUUGACUCUAUAGAUGCAUCUCAUGUCAUCGAUGAAAAGCAAGAUAGAGAAGAACAAAUGCAGCAUGAAAGAGCAAUGAACAUUUCCAAUGUGGCAAAUGUCCUCUUACUUGUAUUCAAGAUAUAUGCUACUGUAAGAAGUGGAUCAUUGGCCAUAGCUGCAUCAACACUAGACUCUCUGCUUGAUCUUAUGGCUGGCGGAAUUCUUUGGUUCACUCACUUGUCAAUGACAAACAUAAACAUCUAUAAGUACCCCAUUGGCAAAUUGAGAGUCCAACCAGUUGGUAUUAUUAUCUUUGCUGCUGUCAUGGCUACUCUAGGAUUUCAAGUGCUGAUUCAGGCAGUAGAAAAACUGAUAGAAGACGAACCAUCUGAAAAAAUGAAUUUGGGGCAAUUGAUUUGGUUGUACACAAUUAUGCUAACAGCAACUGGAAUCAAACUGGUACUUUGGAUUUACUGCAGAAGCUCUGGCAACAAAAUUGUCCGUGCCUACGCCAAGGAUCAUUACUUCGAUGUGGUAACGAAUUUGGUUGGAUUGAUUGCUGCUGUUCUUGGUGACAAGUUCUAUUGGUGGAUUGAUCCAGUUGGUGCUAUUAUUCUUGCAGUUUAUACUAUCGCAAAUUGGUCUGGAACUGUGCUAGAAAAUGCAGUGUCCCUGGUUGGACAAUCAGCUCCACCAGAAGUUUUGCAGAAGCUAACCUAUUUGGUCUUGAGGCACCAUCCUCAAAUCAAACGGGUCGACACUGUACGCGCUUACACCUUUGGUGUUCUCUAUUUCGUCGAGGUUGACAUAGAGUUGCCGGAAGAUCUGCCUCUGAAAGAAGCACACGCGAUCGGAGAGUCGCUGCAGAUAAAGAUAGAAGAACUGGCAGAAGUAGAGAGGGCAUUUGUUCACCUUGAUUACGAGUGUGACCACAAGCCAGAGCACUCCGUUCUCAGCAGACUCCCCAACUCCCAGCCUUAAGAACUACUACUAACAGCUUUCUCUAUAACUAAUAGCUUUCCUCCUACGUUUUCCAGCUCCUUAUUUUUUGUUGUUAAACUGAAACCAUAAACAUUGUCAGUAUCGUAUGAAAUGGUGGAUUCAAGAGAUGGCCCCCAUUGUUUGUAGUAGCUAGAUUGAAGAUUCUGAGAUGCAUGCACUUGCAGAGGGAGAGGUCUCUCGUAGAGGGAGACUAGAAGAAUGUUGCAAUUUGAAUUCAUACAUGCACUAUGUAUAAUUUGCUAGAAUUUGUG